AUCAUCACCUGGGGCGAUAUAAGUCUUGAAGCAGUUUAGAAUACUUCGGAAAUAGUAGCUGCUGAUUAUCUCCCAGUGAGCAAGGACGAAAAAAUAAUGGAGAUAAGCCAGGUCUAAAAGGAAGAAACUUUCGAGCAUUUGAAUUAACAGUCAAUCCAUUCCGAGCCAAAAAAAUGCUAUACCUUUAUUUAAGUAAAGAAGAAACUAUCUGCAUUUUUGCUGUUGUGCUAAUAUUCGGACUGCUUGGGUUCGUGUUAAAUCUUCUCUUGAUAUCCUCCAUUACUUUGACCGACGGCUUCGCAGAGAUUCCGGCAAAUUUUUUUGUUUUGAGCCUAGCCGUUUCAGAUACCAUGAUAGACUGCGUUGCAGCUCCUCUUAUGAUUUACAACAUGUACCACUUCGCGUUUGAAGCCUUCCUCGUAGUAGGCAAGUUUUUUGGCUUGGCAACCACUGGAAGCGUAUUCCUCUUAACCCUGAAUCGCUUCAUCUCCACAGUAAAAGCUUUGAAGUAUCCCACCAUUGUGACCUUUAAACGAGCCGUAACUAUGGUUGGCGCUAUUUGGUUUGUCGCCCUCCUUGUCGCUGUCAAGACUACAGCGAGUUUAAUCUCCGAUCUGGUACCAAAUGUGAGUGUUGCACGGAACAUCGUCGUAUUCUACGUUCUAACAUCAAUUGCAUUGUGCGUGUAUAUGUACAAAUUAGGCAGAAAACACGCGAAACGUGUGAAACAGCAGGCGUUUGCCGUAACCGGUGAACUUCAGGCAGCCUCGCAUGAGUUCAAAACGUUACGUACGCUGUUUCUCAUCGCCGGGAGUCUUGGAGCAUGUAUGUUGCCAACAACGGCACUAUUUUUAGUCAUUGAUAGGGAAGAACAUCCUGCUCAGUUUCAUCGUGCAUUCAGUUUUAUUGCACCCUUGGUUCUUCUAAACACAAUUAUAGAUCCUUUUGUGUAUUAUUUUCGAAGUAAAGGAUUUCGCAUGUCACUGAAAACGUUAAAAAGGAGGUUUACAAAUUCUGGAUGUUUUUAUUAACACGAUCAAAGCAAUAUUCUUGUGAUUAGCAUCUUUUGUCAGUGUAGACAGUUACAAAUUGAUUCGAAUAUUAAAAUUAAAACCGGGAUACAUGGAAAUUAUUCCAUAAUGAUAGUAAAUUCUGUUAGCAU
This is a messenger RNA of Dendronephthya gigantea, 1162 nucleotides long. Its product is annotated as adrenocorticotropic hormone receptor-like. The record is from RefSeq and is a predicted model, not a curated record. Gene Ontology annotation, biological process: G protein-coupled receptor signaling pathway. Gene Ontology annotation, cellular component: membrane. Bases 174 to 1031 code for a protein of 285 amino acids. Gene Ontology annotation, molecular function: trace-amine receptor activity. The transcript has a single exon. Lineage: Eukaryota; Metazoa; Cnidaria; Anthozoa; Malacalcyonacea; Nephtheidae.